AUGGUUGGAGUUUUCCAAACAGUAUCCGGUUCCUACUGUUUCUAUUCCUACUAUUAUUCCUAUUACUACUGCUACUAUACCUAUACCACAGGCUACGAUGUGAUUGGUGGAGCGAUUGCUGGGGCUAUCGUUUGUACGGGAAUUGUGGUUUUUGUGAUCAUUGUAAUAUGCAAGAAACAAGCGGCGAAUCGAACACGAGUGACUAAUAUUACACCAAGCACCACCGUCACCACUGUACACCAACCGCCACCACCAGCAGGUGGGAUGUAUAAUAUGCCCCCACCACCAGCCUAUGAAAGUAACCCCGCCUACCCCCCAGGACAGUACCCACCGCCGCCCCCACCACCCACGGGAGCUGUAUACCCACCACCAAAUCCACCGCCAAAUCAGUACGGAAUGGCGCCGUACUGA
Saccostrea cuccullata (small rock oyster) is the source of this 411-nucleotide messenger RNA. Its product is annotated as cysteine and tyrosine-rich protein 1-like. NCBI's taxonomy places the organism in Eukaryota, Metazoa, Mollusca, Bivalvia, Ostreida, Ostreidae. The record is from RefSeq and is a predicted model, not a curated record. The transcript is spliced from 4 exons. The coding region runs from base 1 to 411 and encodes 136 amino acids.